AUGCCUCGAUACCAAUCGCUCGCGCAAGCCGAGCGCGCCGCCCUCAAUGGCGAUGACGAAUCACAGGAUAGCCAGCAUAUCAUGGCCCUCUACAUCCAACGCUUUGGCGUCGGCCAGCAUCAACCCCUGCAGCCCGGCAGCUCACCAGUGCCGUGCGAGAACCAGGAAUCGCGACUCGUCAAUCGCGGCGACUCGAUCGCGUCACCACAGCCUGCCGCCUUUAUCAGUGCACCGGAGAACGCAGAGCCUGAGGGUCUAGGUCUGCCGUUGCUCAAAGACGAGGCACGCGCGGCGGGAGAACGAGCCCGCCAAGCGCCCCGAGAUCCUACGCCUGAGCCGACGUCGGAAGCCUCAGAGCUGCACACAACCGCCGCGACGACACCGCAGCAGCCUCCUCUCCUGCUAACGACAACGCCUGCACUAGUGAAGCCUUUAUCGGCACGUCUAGACGACGGCUAUGCACGGAACCUCGACCUUCAAUCGGCUACGAACGAUGCUCCGACACUAACCACCAAAACACCAACAUCUCGAGCCGACCCCGGCGAGACUCCAUUUGACACGUCUACGAAAAUCCAUCUGAGGAAACCCAAGAUGGACACGUCACAAUCGUCUCCCACACAGGAGAACGAUGACCGCGAUUACCGAAAGUACGAGAGCCAUUCGCAAAUCAACACUAGCCCCCAGUCGACAGCUUCACGGCGGGACGAUGCAGCAAUUGAAGACGCUCCUCUCGAGCCGCAAAUGGAGGAGGGAAAAAAUCUCGACGAUGAUGAGACGGGCGCCGUCAACUUUGGCAACUUGGGCCAUCUCUUCGACCACGACAUGCAGGCGACCCAAGAAUCAUCUCCGAUCCCCUAUGGCACCGGUCCUCUCAACACGCGAGGCGCCUGGCGAAGGCGCGCCUCGAGCUCCCAGAAUCAAUCCUCCAUGAGGCGACCCGAAGGGCAGACGCCGUACAAGACGAUGCCCUGGGCACCAGAAACACCGGCGCCGCCCGCGAACCCGUUUGCCGGUCUUGGCAAUCUCGGAGUCCAGCCUCUGGCACCGUCCCAACUUUUUGGGCAGACGCAGGGCAUGUCGUCGGCUUUCAAGGGUGGAGAUAGCCCGACGUCCUCGAGACCUUCACCAAACUUGCCCCAGCAUCUGUCCAUCUCGCCGAACCCGAUUGAGACAUCGCCACUCAAGCGUCAAUUCAACAUCACUUCGCCCACGGUCAUCCACACAUCGAGCCCCCAAGCUCCCAGUUCGGCAGCUGAUCACUUUCCCGCUGAGACGCCAGCGCCUAGUCGUUGGGUUGACGAAGAGGCCGUCGCUGAGACCCCCGUUGAGCUGCCCUCAGGCACGCUGCGACGCCGUGUCGAGCCCAUGGCACACUACGAGACGAUGAAAAAGUCGCAAGAGAGGCGGCUCAGUGGAGACGCCCUACCCCCAGUGGACUCGCAGGACGAUUCAGACGAUGCCCUGGAGGCCAUGCAACGGAGCAGGAGGGCCGCCAUGAAGAAGAGAGCAGCUGCCGAGCAGCUCUCCGGAAUAAGUCUUCGACGGACCAUUCCCAAUGACGAUCCCGAUAUCACUCCGCGGCCGCAAAGAUCCCAGAGAAGGGCACAGGUUGCAAUCGCACCAGACGAUGAAUGCGAGGUUGCGGUGGGGAGCGAAAACGAGGAAGACAUAUCCACCGUCGCCGAUUCUCAGGACCCUCUCAACGUACCAGACACGGUCAAAAAGUUCAUAAUCACAAACGAGCUGCCCAUGGAGAACCACGCCCCUCUGACGGCCCUGGAUUCUAGUGUUGAGGCUAUACCAGACAGUACAGAGGAGACGACUCACAACAAAGCCGGGAAUCCCUUGAGCGUCGACACGUCAGACACGAGCUCAAAGCAGAGAGACCGCAUUCCCGAGACGAGCCCCGUCAACCGACCUACGACGCAGGUCAAUGUCGCAAGUCCUGAGAGAGACUUGGCACUCGAGGAGGUUUGCGAGGAUCCUUCGCCCGCCCCUAUGGACGAGGAUUCACCUUUGGCAACACCCGACGAACCACGCCCGUCUUUGUCUAUGCCUUCGCGAAGGUCAUCUCGUAAGAGCCGCCCGACAGCCAAGGCAGCGGCAACAGACUCCAAGGCCAAGCCGUCCCCUUCUGAGCCGAGAGCGGGGCGGGAAGUCAAAACUGCAGCAGCAAAGUCUGGCAUGCUUCGCAAGUCUGUGCGUGCAACCAAGAGCAAGGCUGAUGAGCCGAACAUUCAGUCAGACCCGUCUGUCGUUUUGGAUUCGAGCCCCCAAGUACGGAGCACUGAGCCAGCAUUUGACCUUCCAUCUUCGCCGCCUCUGCUGACGCCGCGUCUGCCUCGCGGGCCUUCAAAACUGCGCUCGCACAACACAGUGGACCAGAACCCGGCUACGCCGGUGGCGCCGGAGUCCUCUGUCGAAUCGGCGCCGGAGUCAACUUCAACCCUCAGCACCCUGUCUGUUACCCCGAGCUUGUCGUCUAAGACCACGCCAGCGACGCAGCAGUCCGACCAGGUUGCGCACACGUCCCCUAUGAAGCCAAGAAGUCGCCAUCCGAGGCCGAGUCUGCCGCCGCUCAAUACUGCACCAGUCCUCUCGGAGCGCGGCAAGAAACGCAGUAAGAAACAGACGCGAAGAUCGACACGGCAUGACUCUGCGUCAACAGAUGAACUCGCUAUGUCACCGUCUGCAAUAGGGUUUGAGAAUAGUAUGGCUCAUCCUCCCAAGGCGAAGAGUCGAGCUGAUCGGCUGUCCACCUUGAUUAAGGAAUCACGAGCGCCCGAGAGAGAUCAAAAGCUAUUCAGCGGCAUGGCGUUCGCCAUCUCGUUCCAAUCGAAGCGACCGGGCGAAACUACGGAGCAGUAUGAGGAGCGCUUGUCGCAGAGCAACGAUGUCGAGAAGAAGAUACUCGAAUACGGCGGCCGGCUGCUUUCAAGCGGCUUCGACGAGCUCUUUGACGCCCAUGCCCUGCGAAGUGCGGCAGUCAGCCCUGUGACGGACGAAGAAGAAGAGGCUUCACUGACCCUGGCGACCUCGGCCCAGACUUUGGGUUUCACGGCGCUCAUUGCAGACGGACACUCACGCAAGGUCAAGUACAUGCAGGCCCUCGCCCUCGGGCUCCCCUGCAUUUCCGAUCGCUGGGUGACGACGUGCGUGGAGAAGCAGAAGGUCGUCGCAUGGGACCCGUACCUACUCUGUGCCGGCCAGUCGUCCUUCCUGCGGGAUGCCAUUCGCUCUCGUUACCUAGCGCCGUACCCCGCGACCGACGCCCGUCUCGUCGACGUCAUCGGACGCCGUCCCAAGCUUCUUCAGGGCAGUCGUAUCUUACUGAUCAUGAAGAAGUCGCGCCAGGAGGACAAGAAGAUGCCGUAUGUCUUCCUGGCGCAUGUGCUCGGCGCCUCGCUCGCGCGGGCGUACAAGAUGGACGAGGCGAAACGCAUGAUGCGCGAGAAGGAGCUUCUCGAGGCGCCGUUUGACUGGGUCUACGUUGACGAGAAUACGGGCACCGACGAGGCGCUGUUCAUGACGGCGCCGCCGACGCAGGAGACGAGGAAGAGGAAGAGGGUCAGCGCGGCAGGGGACUCUGCGCCGCCGCCCAAGAGGAUCCGGACGCUGAGCGAUGAGCUUGUGAUUCAGAGCCUGAUUUUGGGCCGCAUGAUUGAAGAGGACGAACUCGAGGGGUGA
Verticillium nonalfalfae is the source of this 3687-nucleotide messenger RNA. RefSeq lists its product as uncharacterized. The coding region runs from base 1 to 3687 and encodes 1228 amino acids. The transcript has 3 exons. Gene Ontology annotation, cellular component: nucleus. NCBI's taxonomy places the organism in Eukaryota, Fungi, Ascomycota, Sordariomycetes, Glomerellales, Plectosphaerellaceae. Gene Ontology annotation, molecular function: histone binding. The record is from RefSeq and is a predicted model, not a curated record. Gene Ontology annotation, biological process: positive regulation of transcription by RNA polymerase II; DNA damage checkpoint signaling.